GGACGGUAGCGGCGGCGGCGGCGGCGGCGGCAGCGGGGCUCGGCGCCCUCUUCUCUGCAGACCAUGUUUGCCAAAGGCAAAGGCUCGGCGGUGCCCUCGGACGGGCAAGCUCGGGAAAAGUUAGCUUUAUACGUCUACGAAUACUUACUGCAUGUAGGAGCACAGAAAUCUGCACAGACCUUCUUGUCAGAGAUUCGAUGGGAAAAAAACAUCACGCUGGGAGAGCCGCCUGGGUUUCUGCACUCCUGGUGGUGCGUAUUUUGGGACCUUUACUGUGCAGCUCCUGAAAGGAGAGACACUUGUGAACAUUCAAGUGAAGCAAAAGCCUUUCACGAUUAUAGUGCAGCAGCUGCCCCGAGCCCUGUGCUUGGCAACAUUCCCCCCAACGAUGGGAUGCCCGGAGGCCCCAUCCCACCAGGUUUCUUUCAGGGUCCUCCGGGGUCACAGCCCUCGCCGCACGCACAGCCUCCACCUCACAAUCCCAGCAGCAUGAUGGGACCCCACAGUCAGCCUUUUAUGUCACCGCGAUACGCAGGCGGCCCCAGGCCCCCGAUCAGAAUGGGAAACCAGCCGCCAGGAGGAGUUCCUGGGACACAGCCAUUGCUGCCCAAUUCCAUGGAUCCCACACGACAACAAGGCCACCCCAACAUGGGAGGAUCAAUGCAGAGGAUGAACCCUCCCCGAGGCAUGGGGCCCAUGGGUCCUGGCCCACAGAAUUACGGCAGCGGCAUGAGACCACCACCCAACUCCCUCGGCCCCGCCAUGCCCGGGAUUAACAUGGGCCCGGGAGCUGGCAGACCCUGGCCCAAUCCCAACAGUGCUAACUCAAUUCCAUACUCCUCCUCGUCGCCCGGCACCUAUGUGGGACCCCCCGGAGGUGGUGGCCCUCCAGGAACACCCAUCAUGCCUAGUCCUGCAGAUUCAACAAAUUCCAGUGACAACAUCUACACAAUGAUUAAUCCGGUGCCGCCCGGAGGCAGCCGGUCCAACUUCCCAAUGGGUCCUGGCUCGGACGGCCCGAUGGGAGGCAUGGGUGGCAUGGAGCCACACCACAUGAACGGAUCCUUAGGGUCAGGGGACAUAGAUGGACUUCCAAAAAAUUCUCCUAACAACAUAAGUGGCAUUAGCAAUCCUCCAGGCACCCCUCGGGACGACAGUGAGCUCGGAGGGAACUUCCUUCACUCCUUCCAGAAUGACAACUAUUCUCCAAGCAUGACGAUGAGUGUGUGACCCCCUUCUCCAGGAAGCUGAGAGAGCCAGCCUUGCAGGCGGGAAGAUACCAGGAAUUAUGCAAGAAGUGAUGAGGUGUCAUUACCAGGAGCUGGGGAGGGCGUCUCCCCACUCUCCUCAACCCUUUCCUCCACAUCCCACCUCCCCCAAUUUUAGUUUCACACAAUAAAAAGGCUGAACUUUUUAUUCCAUAAAACAUGAAGGACAAAACUCAAAAAUGUAUUUCAAGACAAUGACCUGGAAAGCCCUACCCCUUGCCCUUUCCCAAAGGACCUUUUCUGUACAUGACACUUUUUUGUUGUUUUUUGUUUGUUUGGGGUUUUACCGAUGCUGGGAUUUUUUUUUUUUUUUUUAUUAUUAUUUGUUUUCAGGAGAGAUUUCUUUGGGAAAAAUUUUUUUUAAAUGGAAGCUUCUAGCAACUCCCCCUACUCAGCCAACCUGUUUGCUUUCUUUAAAAAAAAAAAAAAAAAAAAAAAAAAAAAAAGGAAAAGGAAAAAAGGAUUAAAAAAAAGAAAGAAAGAAAGAAAGAAACCACAAGCCCUGCUGUCUAUCUGUCCCCACGCCCUGCCACCAGGAAAGCUAGUCUAGGCGUGAGAUGCCACACUGUCUUUGUAGCCAUCUAAAAAUAAUAAUAAUGAACUGGACAGUUUACAACCCGUAGUUUCUUUUAAACAGCCUUUUGGGGAAGGAAUUGAAAGGAAGUCGCCCUUUUCUGCUUGGGGAUUUUGGUUUGUGGGACAGGCAGGGGCGGACAGGAACCUGCUUUGUUUGGGCCUUGCUGGCAACAACAGCACACCUGGACCCCUGGACGAAGCCCAUCCCGUGGCCAACAGACCCCUUCCUGGACUCCCGUGGCUGCCGCUGCUGUGACCUGACCGGCGCAUGCACUGUGUCCCCAGGACGGCCUCCUGUCCCUCCUGGGCCUCCUUCCUGGCCUUUGCCUCCAGGCCUUUGCAGCCCUGCCCUGGCCUCCCAGCGAGAAUCCUGCCCACCUGGUGGUGGCCCCAAGCAGAGCAGGUGAGGCCACCACCGACAGGAUGGCUAUGACCUGGGACUUGGAAACCGCAACCUCUGCAUCUGGGCCUGAGAUCUUGCAUCGUCGCUGUGUGCGUGGGCAGGGUGGGCUGGAAUUUGGGUUUUCUUUUUCUUUACCCCUUUUUUUCCUCCCCUCUUUAUUUGCCCUCCUUUUUCAAAGAUGGGCUGUUGACCAGAAUUGCUCUGUAAAUGCUUGGAACUGGAUGGAAGACUUCAGCAUAGCUCUGGGGGGGUGGGGGGAGCACCAGAAACCAAACAGACAUGCUGUUUCCAGUCCUGUUUUUAUUUUCAAAAACCGAUGAACCCAACGGUGGAGCCCAGCCCCUCCUAGAAGGGGUGACUCGUGACACCUCACCCCCACGGAAACCUUUGUGUCUCGCCCUGGAAGACACCAAAUUCUUUGUACAUUUACACUCCCCUCUCCUCCUCCCCCAGUAGCUGGUCUUUGUUUUAUUACCGCCCCUUUCUGAUCCAUGUAUAUCAUAUUAUGUGAGAUACCAUCUGCCUGAAAAAAGACCUUGUGCGGAUUAUUGGGAACAUUGUAGCUGUUUCUGUGUUUUUUCUUACCUUGUAGUCUGGUUCUGAAUUACGAGAGGAAAAAAAGUAAUUAUGAUACAUUGUAGUUUGUGUACGAUAUAUGUUGAUAACGUUUUAUUAAAGGGACAUCUUUUUUCCGCA
This is a messenger RNA of Octodon degus (degu), 2943 nucleotides long. RefSeq names its product single stranded DNA binding protein 3 (gene Ssbp3). The record is from RefSeq and is a predicted model, not a curated record. Gene Ontology annotation, molecular function: single-stranded DNA binding; protein binding. Gene Ontology annotation, cellular component: nucleus. Gene Ontology annotation, biological process: positive regulation of transcription by RNA polymerase II. NCBI's taxonomy places the organism in Eukaryota, Metazoa, Chordata, Mammalia, Rodentia, Octodontidae. Bases 64 to 1230 code for a protein of 388 amino acids. The transcript has 18 exons.